Messenger RNA from Onychostruthus taczanowskii (white-rumped snowfinch), 1646 nucleotides. It is a transcript of the gene TMEM116, whose product is annotated as transmembrane protein 116. Gene Ontology annotation, cellular component: plasma membrane. Gene Ontology annotation, biological process: adenylate cyclase-activating G protein-coupled receptor signaling pathway. The transcript is spliced from 11 exons. The coding region runs from base 267 to 1355 and encodes 362 amino acids. Lineage: Eukaryota; Metazoa; Chordata; Aves; Passeriformes; Passeridae. The record is from RefSeq and is a predicted model, not a curated record. Gene Ontology annotation, molecular function: G protein-coupled receptor activity.
GAGGGGAGCCCGGGGCGGCGGUGACCGGAGCGAGCCCGCCCACCGGGGCUCGGCCGGUUCUGCCCCCGGAGGGAUGCGCGGGACGCCGGUGCCCGGGACUCCAAUCCUGCUGUUUGCCCAGGACUCCUGUCCCUUCAGCUCCACUCUGCCACCGGGCGCUCCCCGCAGCCGGCCCCGCCGGCGGGGGCCGGGCGCGGUGCGGCCCCGGGGCGGAGCGCGGGCGGUGUCCGCAGCCCCGGAGCGGUGCGGCGGCGGUGGCGGUACCAAUGGCCCUGCCGGCGGAGGCGGACCGGCUGGAUGGGGGCUGGCAGGAGGUCUACUCUGCGCUCCAGUGGAUCCAGUUCACCAUGGCCAUGCUCAGCGUUGUAGGUUCCAGCUCAAUUAUUGCCUACGCCGUCUUCCAAAACGCAGUGCGAUCCCCUGAGGUGCGUCCACUUUUCUACCUGAGCCUCUCAGAUCUGCUGCUGGGCAUGUGCUGGCUGGCUGGGGCCCUGCUCUACAGCUCACCCACCUCCCAGCAAGACCUCAUCUGCUACAACCUGCAGGCCACGGGACAGAUAUUCUAUGUGGCCUCUUUUCUCUACACUGUCAACUACACCUGGCACCUGUACAUGGACCUCAAGGUGAAAUACAACCAGAACCUCUUCAGGGUGCCUCCCCAGGUUGUAGAUUAUGCAAGUUGUGUUGGCAGAAUAGCAACGAUCUUGUCAAGCCUGAUCCCUUUCCUCCUCAUGGUGCCGGUGUUUUGCCUGGGCAACAGCAGUAAUUGCUACCAGAACUUCAGCCAGAAGCACGGGUGUCUCCUGAUGCACACGGAGCUGGCUGAGCCCCCCAGCGAGCCGCAGGGCCUGAGCGGCUCCGUCUGCCGCGCGAUGCAUUUCUACGGCAUCGGCGUCUUCCUCGUCUCCUUCCUCAUCAGCUUCGUGGCCAUCCUGGUUAUCCUGAGUCAGGCCCGAGGGCUGUACAAGAGGUUUGUGAACUCCACAGGAUUCCUGGGGGAUCAGCAGUGGGCCAUGAUUAAGAUGGUGGAACAGCGGGUGGUUUUUUACCCCGUUGCCUUCUUCUGCUGCUGGGCCCCAGCUGUCGUCCUUGGAAUGCUGAAAUUGACUGCUUCAACAACCAGCAAAAUCUACAUGGCUCUGCUGAUCCUGCAGGCUCUCACCGCAGCUUCCCAGGGGCUCCUGAACUGCCUGGUGUACGGCUGGACCCAGCACGCGUUCCUGUCCCUGAAGCGCGGCUCCCGGCGGGAUGUGGACACGCAGACCCCGCUCCUGCGCUCCCAGAAGAAGUUCUACUCCAGCACAGCCCCCGCCGGCCCGCCCGACACCGCGGGCUCCUCCUCCACCCUGCUCUGAUGCUGCCCUGCCUGGAGGGAGAGAGGCAGAAUCCUUCCUACUCCUCCUUCUCCAGAGCCGGGAGGGAACUGUCCCUCGGGCCCGAGCCCCAGGCGCUCAGUGGACGUAGUUAUUUAUUUGAUGGAUUCUUUCAGCGUGGUAAAUCUUUAGUCCAGACUUUCUCCUCCUGGAAAUAUCCCUAGAAGUGCAGCAAACCACAUGGAAAGGCUCAGAGACCUGGUCCAGCUCCACGGAGGUUGAGCAGAGGAUGUUUUACUUUGGUUUAUUUCUCCAAGUCAUUGCCUUUACAAA